AUGGAUCAUGUUAAAUUCAGCUGUCUUAGCUUUGCAGGCUUUCCAUGUAUGGUUGAGGUAAAGCUGAUAAACUUAAACAUUGAAGACAUCCCAGACGACAUAUGUCAGUUGGAACUCCUAGAGACAUUGGACCUCAGUGGAAAUGAUUUCGUGUAUCUACCCACAUCCAUGAGACAACUUGCCAUGUUAGAGUAUCUCAGCCUUAGUAACUGUCGCAAACUUAAGGCACUGCCACAACUUCCUCAGGUGGGGAGACUCGUACUUUCUGGCUGUGUGAAGCUCGGAUCAUUGAUGGGAAUUCUUGGUGCAGGCAGAAACAAUUUGCUUGAGUUUUGCCUUGAAAAAUGCAAGAGUAUAGGAUCGUUGAUGGGAAUUCUUAAUGUGGAAAAAGCAGCUCCAGGCAGAAAACAGUUGGUUGAGCUUUGCCUUGAAAACUGCAAGAGUCUUGGAUCACUAUCAGAGGAGCUUAGUCAUUUCACCAAGUUAACAUAUCUAGAUCUCAGCAGUCUCAAUUUUAGGAAAAUCCCAACAAGCAUCAGAGAGUUAUCCGUUUUGAGAACUCUCUGCCUCAACAACUGCAAGAAAAUCUAUUCACUGAAAGAUCUUCCAGGGAGCGUCAAGUAUCUCUAUGCACAUGGCUGCGAAUCUCUGGAUCUUGUCUACUUCUCUUCAAAUCAUUCUUUCAACCACUUGGAUUUUAGCCAUUGCCUCGUUCUACAUUGUAUCAGCGAUCUGGUUCUUAAAUUUAUGAACGAGGAAUAUUCUCAAGAGGCUCCAUUUCGACUUUUUUGUACAAGGAUAUUCUCGAGUCCUUCUACUUUUGAUAUUCAAACCUCAUUGAGGGAACCUGCGGGAUCCAACUACCUCAGACUAAAGCUCACCCCAAGCUUGUGGGAUUCUGUGUCCAAAUCGCGGUUGUUUGCGAAAAUCCCUUCCAUCUCCAGUAUCCAGCGUUUUCUUACGGUUGGGACUGUGAAGCUAGCAGGAUAUAUCGGAUUAACCUCAAACCAAAUCUCUAUCAAUCAUCAGAGAUGA
Molecule: messenger RNA, 1035 nt
Organism: Camelina sativa (false flax)
Lineage: Eukaryota; Viridiplantae; Streptophyta; Magnoliopsida; Brassicales; Brassicaceae
Source: RefSeq, a predicted model, not a curated record